Amphimedon queenslandica is the source of this 5927-nucleotide messenger RNA. RefSeq names its product protein dopey-2-like. Gene Ontology annotation, cellular component: trans-Golgi network; endosome. Bases 24 to 5852 code for a protein of 1942 amino acids. NCBI's taxonomy places the organism in Eukaryota, Metazoa, Porifera, Demospongiae, Haplosclerida, Niphatidae. The record is from RefSeq and is a predicted model, not a curated record. Gene Ontology annotation, biological process: Golgi to endosome transport. The transcript is spliced from 22 exons.
ACUAUUCUGUCUAUGUUCUGAUAAUGGCUGAAGAGGUUUCUGAACAGAAGGAAGGCAACCCCGGGUCUGAUCCAAAGUUUCAAAGGUUUUCAGCGACUGUAGAAAGAGCUCUUAAAGGAUUCGAACUGUCACGAGAGUGGCAAGACCUUAUAUCUUGUUUGUCGAGACUUAAUAAGUGCCUUUUGGCAUACGUCCAUUUCCGUGUUCUACCUCACAAGCAUUUAAUAUGUCGUCGUUUAUCCCAGUGUCUCCAUCCCUCUCUCCCUGGAGGAGUUCAUCUUAAAGUACUCGAUGUCUACAAAGUCAUUUUUGAUCGUAUUGGUCACGAUGGUUUGGCACAGGAUCUUUUCCUUUAUUCCUCGGGACUGUUCCCUCUAUUGGAGUACGGCUCGAUGCAAGUGAAACCAAUUUUGCUUGAUAUCUAUGAGCAGUACUACCUGCCACUCGGGCUGGCAUUGCUACCAGGUUUAUCUGGUUUCCUAAUAGCUCUCCUGCCUGGCCUAGAAGAAGGGAGUGAAUGUGCUGAGAAAGUUUCUGCUUUGCUGGAUCUACUUUUUUCUUCGACAAAGCCCCUGGCUUUUGUCCAAGGACUAUGGAGUGUCCUACUAUCAUCAGCUACCCUACGGUUGCCUGCACUCACUUACAUGCUACUACAGCUGAACAAGGAAGGGACUGCUCUAUGCCAAGCCUUAAGACACAUUGAUAGUUCUCAAUGCCUAGCUGUACCAGCUAUUUGUUCAUCAUUACUCGAUCCCAAUACAUUAGUCCUGAGGUCUACGUUAGAUUUGGUCAUUCAACUCUUGCCCCUUCAGUCUCUACCCAUUCCUCGUGAUCUUGUCACUAAAGUCAUGAUCGGUACCUUAAAGUGCCUUCUAAAGCGUGAUCAGUCCAUCAUUCGUCGCGUGUUCAUUUGGUUAUUAGGUAAAGGCACUAAGCAGGCCAAUAGUGAUUGUACUGAUGUUACACACUCGCAGUAUUUCUUGACGCAUGUCAAGCCACUUUUGCUCGUUUCUUUGGAACAGUUAUUAUUGCAGUCCUCUGAAAGCAAUGAAAAGAGUUGCCUAUUGCAACCGUAUCGUUUGCUUAAGAUAAUCUAUGAGCAGUCUGACAUGCUGUCUAUAAUACCGGAGUUACUACCUAACGUUGUCCAGUGUUUAAAGUCCCAACUGACUCAGCAUGGAGGAGUACCCUCUUUAGAGUCACCAGCUGUCAAGAAGAAUGGAAAACGACAUCAACUCAGAGGGGAAUUGUUAUAUUUAGCAAAUCUGUUUUGGACGGGACUUGAUAGUUCUUUGCUCUGGGGUUGGGUUGAAGAAUACCUGUCUAUUUAUAUCAAGCAAGUUGAAGCUAGCCCAGAGCUUCAAAAGAGAGUGGAUUUAGUCAUGUUUCUUUUCAAUGUGUUGCCACUGGUUGACAUGGAUGGUGCCCUUUCUCUCUAUCUUCCUAAUGUUCUUCUUCAUUUGUCAGUCACACUGGGUCAGUCUUUACCACGUUUAAAGCUAGAGAGUGUCCAGCUAAUUGCUUUCUUUAUCAUCCAGUCUUUAUCAUUGCUCCAGCAUUACAUGAAGAAGCUCUGUUCGAUAGAUAUUGGGUCACCAUUGAAGUCUCUUGAUCCUAGUAGCCCGACUAUAGAAAGGAAAGGAAUUGAUGCUAAUGCUUCAAGGAAUCCUUUUGAAGAGACUGGAACACUAACAGGACUGAUAAUGGCCCUACUGAAUCAGACACAGGCCGUCAUUAAAAGUUUUGUAUCUGCUCAUAUCUGUGACAUGGAAGGCGUUUCGUCAGCCGAAAUGGUAACAUUAGCUGCCAAGGAAGGACUUCAAUAUAUUGAUAGCAGCGAUCAUGUAAAGCUCUGCAGUAAUAGUUAUGAAGAUGUUGAGCUAAGAAAGAGCCUCUCUGUUAUAUGCACCGUUCUUGUGGAAUCAAUGUCCUUGCUACAUAGCUUUACACCAACAGACAAAUCACUUGGUUCUUCAUCACGUUAUAAUAAUAAUAAAGAUAGAGCAUCUCUGGACUGGUUAUGUGGUUUAGUAUUAGUCCCUCUUCGUUCUCGUGACACUCACCUCUUCCUCUCUUCGUUGAGGAUUCUACUACAAUUGUGGUCAAUGGUGGCCGAAUGGACUAAGGAAGGUUUAGUGGUAGAAGAGAGUGUUCAUAACAUUGUCAACUUAAUGUCAAGAAAAGAUUUGUUACAAGUUUUUACUCUUAGUUUAUGGUCUUUACUCUCUCCUAAUUCUUAUCAUCACGAAGAGGCAGCUUCUCUCAUUUCCCUGUUGAUUUCUUUAGCUCCUCCUUCCGUUCCUAUUGAAGGAUUCUUACUGGAAACAUUUGGAAGGAACGUCAUCAAGCCUUACCAACAGUUUGACGUAUUUUGGAAGUUUUCUGUCCUUAAAGGAAACGUCCCUGAGCUUCAAUUAAGGAGGUUAGCACUAAGGAUGAUUGAAGGUCUUCAGAGUCAUAAUCCAGCCAUUUAUAGCUGUGUGUCAACAUGGCUCAUCACAACGUGUCAGCAAAGCUUCCUUCACUUAGCCCUGGCCCCACUCUAUGCACUCAUGAAAGAGGCCUGCCCAUCCAAGAUCAAAGUGCAUAAAGAGACAGUAAAACAAGAGGACCAACCCCACACCAGAUAUUGCUAUGCAUCACUUAAAGAAACUGAAGAGAAACCAUUCUCUUCGCCUUACCCUACCUAUUACUUCACUCAAAUUAUUGAUGGGCCACGCUAUAGCUAUGGGCUAAGUUUGUUCCUUUCUGUUGUAUCAAUUUCCCCCGAAUUGAUAACAUCUGAACUCUCCACCUCUCACAAUGCCAUACCAACACCUGAUCUGCCAAGAAGACAGAGUGAGAGUGAGUCUCCCUUUGAGGCUGAUACCUCUCGUGGUAUUAGGAGUCUAUUGGAAGUUAUAUUAGCUGAGUGUAUGCAGGUAUUGUCCAGUGAUUAUCCACAAUGGUUGGACAUUAGUGAUACUGUGCGACAGUGUCUCUGUGAUGUUAAAGUCGCAUGUACUGCAUUAGUUACUGCUUUGCUAGCCUCCAUUGUUAAGCAUCUCGUUCCCCUUAAGAAUGACUCUACACGAACACUCAGUAUUCAGAAUUCCAGUUAUAUCAAAGGUCUCCUUGCUUUAUGCGAGGUUCAGAAGACAACACUUAUCACUUUACUUAAUCUCCUGGGUCCAUUCACUGAGUAUGGGGCCUCUUUACCAGUCAACCCUCAUGCAUCUACUGAUGCUAAUGAUACUAUAUCUCCUCCUCACUUGUCUCUCAUCCUCCAUUUAUUUAAGUGUUUGUAUUAUCAGUUAAUCAUUGACUCAGUCACACCAGACUCAUCAUCUACCUCCAGUGCUUCUGAUGAGCCUGCAAUACUUCAAUAUGUCCCUGGUAACACACUCUCAUCACAGCCCAUGUUUCAUUUGCUCAUCCAGUGUGUACUUGCUCAAAGUACCAAUUCUCAGGUUCAGAUCCCUUUUCUUGUCCUCCUCAUGUCAGCUCUGCCAUAUUACAGGACCUGCUUGGAGCUAGUCUCGUCUAAAGUUUUGAAAUCUUUAUGUCGCAACUUGUGCAGUUUAGUCAAAGACAAGUGCUCUAGUUGCAUGUCCCAGGUCAAUUCUUUUAAUGCUCCUUCACAGUGCACUUGUCACAUUCAGCCCGAGCUCCUUGUCUGCUAUGUUAGGACGUUAUCCUCAUUUGUUCACUAUUGUCUGCUACCCGAAGCCUCUAAGCAGCAAUUGUCUCUUUAUUAUCAGAUAUCUAAUGUAUUUUGGGAUUCUCCACAAUCCUUGACAACAAGUCAAGACCUCAGUUCCAACAGUGUCCCAUUAACUCCAUCGUCGCAGGACAAACGCUCGUUUGGUCUCUCGUGGCUUUUUGGUGGACUCUUUAAGACUGGGAACCACGAGAUUGAUCAGUUAUCAACAGCUUCCUCUUGUGAUUCUUAUAGAGGUGUCAAUACUCCAGCAGGACAGAAGGUAUUGUGGCUAUUGCAGCAUGUGUAUGCUGCAUUGACGAAGCUCUGGAAGGAUACUUGUACUUGUCACAAUGAAAUGCGAAAGGAACUUUCACAGGAUAUUAGUUUAUUAGUAAAGGAGUGUCUCAUUCAUUUAGAGGAAGGGAAUGAUAUACUUUUCUAUUCUUCCAUAGCACAAACCUGGAUGCAAUGGAGUCAAGGAGGGAAAGCCAAAAAGCCAAUCCGUGAUGCUUUUAUUGAUAUGUUCCAUGUCUUUAAGAUAUCUUCAUUGGAAGAUAUGUUGGCUAGUGUCCAGGCUACAUUGAUCAACUUAAAGGGAGACGAUGACAAUAAGAUCAGUGAAGAAAGACAGAAAUAUUUGCUUCAUUUCCUUUAUCGUUUUAUUUCAAGUCCUUUGCAAAGUUCAGAAGAGCUGAUAUCAACCAAUGGCCCUAUAGUUGCCUUCCUAAAGGAUUGUCACAGUGCCGUGACUGUUGGAGUAGAAGUGGGGCACUUCAGUAACACACCGUUACUCUGCAUGCUGACAAGUAUCUUACACGUGUUUGUCUGCCGUAUUCCAGUCCCAGACUUGAAGACUAACAAGAAGCAGCGUAGGGAAUUACAGGAUAUCAUAUAUCGUUUAUGUGACUCGCUCUCUCAAGUGGCUCUCUCGCAAUUGCUUCACAGCAUGAGCACAAAACCCACCGAAGAGGACUCCACUCUUAGUAAUAGUAAUGCACCUCCUACUGAGCAACAAGCAAAGGAAUUGGAGUCGACUGACUUACUGCUAAAACCAGCUGGUCAAGGACGUGACUCAAGCUCUAGUCUUGAAGUCCAAGCUAUGGCCGUGUUGUCUAACGUUUUGUCCCAUUUUGUUGAUUGUGUAUAUGAGAACAGUGAAAAGGACAGGGUUGUUUCUCUUCUCAAAGUUGUUCUUCGGAGCGUGUGGCCAUCUUUGCACAACUACAACUCGUCGUCAUUGUUUGGGUGCUACAUUCAUGCUGUCAAGUUGCUAGCUUCACUGAGCGGAUUCCAAGUGACAAGGAAAUGUUGGAAAGACGAAGUAAUGGAAUGGUUCAUCAAUAACAAGUUCUUUGUAAUGGAAGAGACGAGUGUUAAAGACUGGAAAGUCAUUAUUGAUAACCUGAUGUCUCAGGACAAGCUUAUGUUUCGUUCUCUCCUCAUUCGCAUACCAAGUUCAUCCACCACUACUGCUGGGGUCGUCAAUAUGUUCUCUUCCUUGGAUAUGGAAAGGAAUCAAAGGGCAAAGUUAUUCAAGAGAAUGGCAUUUGUCAUCUUAAGUGGAGAGAAAGGGCAAUACAGUAGCUUUCUUCAGGAAAUGCAAGAGAGGCUUUUAGACAGUGUUCGUUGGUAUUCUGGCCCAAUUCUCAAUGCUGAGGUGCUCGCCACUUUUAGAGUUCUCUUAAUCAAAUUGUCAUUUGGUGAUCUGUUGUCCCUUUGGCCGGCACUAAUAUCCGAAUUAACUACAGCACUCUCAGAGCUUCAUUCUGACGUGUCACUCGAAUUGGCAACUCCUUUGAAAACGUCGCAAGAAAAACUCAACUGGUAUUAUAAUGCUUGCAAGAUACUAGACACAGCAUUAUCAUUACCAGCUGAAAUGUUGCCUCUCUUUCAAAUAGUCUCGUGGGGCUACUUUGGAGAAUCCUCAACAACAGGGCAAGGCGUUGGAGGAAUGAUUGGAAAUAUACUGGACUCUUAUAAAAAGGAAUCAACUGCAUCAAAGACUGGCUCUAUUAAUGCUAGUAUACCACCUUUCCAUCAGGUGAAAUCUGCUAUUGAUUUGAUACCAUUUCUACAAUCACUGGCAGCCAAAGCCACCUCCGCCGGAUCUUGCAUAUUGCCACCAGAGCACUUAGAAAAUUUAAUGCUUUUAGAUUUUGUCGAACACUAAAUUUUAUACUCAAAAUUUUAUCACCAAUGACAAUAAAUUUUAUCAAUGCAGCACACAAGAUUAAUGAUUAAUAAA